Molecule: messenger RNA, 1538 nt
Organism: Phytophthora nicotianae INRA-310
Lineage: Eukaryota; Oomycota; Peronosporomycetes; Peronosporales; Peronosporaceae
Exons: 1
Coding region: 24-1406 (460 amino acids)
Cellular component (GO): cytoplasm
Molecular function (GO): ATP hydrolysis activity; GTP binding
Source: RefSeq, a predicted model, not a curated record
AAGCUCCUCCACCAGAUACCAAGAUGGAGCUGGUGAUCGGGUGUGUGGGCAAGCCCAGCGCGGGCAAAUCAACGUUCUUUAACGCCGUGACGGACGGCAAGGCGAAGGUGGGCAACUUUCCCUUUACGACCAUCGAGCCGAAUGAGGGCAUCACGUACUACAUGACGCCGUGUCCGUGUCUGGACAAGAACAAGACGUCGGUGUGCGCCCCACGCUACGGUAAAUGCGAACAGGGCACGCGCUACAUCCCCGUGAAGCUGUUGGACGUUGCUGGUUUGAUUCCCGGCGCAUCAGAAGGCGCAGGUCUCGGUAACAAGUUUCUUGACGACCUGCGCCACGCCCAAGUACUCAUGCAUAUCAUCGACGUGUCUGGCCACACGAACGAGAAGGGCGAAGAGACCGUGGGAUACGACCCCAUUAACGAUGCUGACUGGCUAGACACGGAGAUCCACCAGUGGGUGUUUAAUAACCUGUGGAAACGCUGGACUUCCAUUGCCAGAAGGCAUAAAGCCACCAAGAGCAGUCUACAGGCCACCUUUGUCGGCCAAUUGUCGGGCUAUGGAGCUACACCCUCGCUGGUGAGCAAAGUGCUGGAUCGGCUGAGUGCUAAGGAGCCGGUAGAUUUGUCGACGUGGGGAGAAGAGGAGGUGCACAACUUGGUGAAGAUAUUCCUGGACAUUCGCUUCCCCACGGUGCUCGUGCUCAACAAGGCCGAUCAGGGCGACGACACGGACCGUAAUAUUGAGAAGAUCGUCGAGAAGUACGGCAGUGACCGCUGCUUUGUAGCUAGUGCAGCUGCAGAGUGUUUCCUUCGAGCAGCCAACAAGCAGCGCUUUAUUCGCUAUGAACCAGGAUCCAUGUUUUAUUCGACGUUAGAAGAUGACGACGAGGAGCAGGCCAAGGCUGACGCCGAGAAAGGUCUGGGUCCAUUAAAGCCGAUUGAGAAGAAGAUCCACAGACGUCUGGAGCGUAUUUCCGACAUGGUUCUGUUCCGUUAUGGAAGUACAGGCGUUCGUGCUGCCAUCAAUGCAGCGGUGGAGCUGGCUGACGUGGUUGUGGUGUAUCCGGUCAAGUCGUUGAAGAGCUUCGCCACCAACACCACACCAGGAGCAACCAACAAGGGCAUCUUCGCUGACGCUGUGAUCGUUAAACGUGGCACCACAAUCAAGGAGUUGGCCAUGCGAGUCUCGCAGUUCUUGGGUUCCAAUCUCGCCUACGCUGAAGGCGAAGACGGUCGGAGGCGCGCUGAAGACGAGCCCAUUACAAGCAACAACCUGAUCAUCAAGUUCACUACGACCAUCGCGUCGUCCACUUUGACGCCAUCGGACAGCUCUGCAACAGAUAAGGAAGGCAAGAAGGGAGUGAAAAAAGGAGCCAAAGCAGGACCCAGCAAUGUCGAGGAAUGAGAAAGUAUAGAGAAGAGAGCACUGGGUUAAAGGCAAUGAACAUGUUUUAGACCUGUCCUUUAGGCGGAAAGGUUGAGGAAAGAGAACGAUGUGAAUACUUCGAGUCUCUUGAAGUCAAGAGAGAUUGUGCGC